This is a messenger RNA of Urocitellus parryii (Arctic ground squirrel), 945 nucleotides long. Its product is annotated as putative olfactory receptor 2W6. Gene Ontology annotation, molecular function: G protein-coupled receptor activity; olfactory receptor activity. Gene Ontology annotation, cellular component: membrane. The record is from RefSeq and is a predicted model, not a curated record. Gene Ontology annotation, biological process: G protein-coupled receptor signaling pathway. NCBI's taxonomy places the organism in Eukaryota, Metazoa, Chordata, Mammalia, Rodentia, Sciuridae.
AUGGAAACAAGCAAUGGAAGUUCCACAACAGACUUCAUCCUUCUAGGGUUUUCUGAUCGACCUCAGCUAGAGAGCAUCAUCUCUGUGAUUGUCUUCAUCUUCUAUAUUGUGACUCUGGUAGGAAACACAACCAUCAUUCUUGUAUCUUAUCUAGACACCCAGCUUCAUACCCCCAUGUAUUUCUUCUUAUCUAAUUUGUCUUUUCUGGACCUCUGUUAUACAACUAGCAUUAUCCCCCAGAUGCUGGCAAAUCUAUGGGGUCCCAAAAAGUCUAUUACAUAUGGAGGGUGUGUGCUCCAAUUCUUCUUUGCCCUUGACCUGGGAGCCACAGAAUGUCUUCUCUUGGCUGUGAUGGCCUAUGAUCGCUAUGCUGCUGUYUGUCAACCUCUUCACUACACAGUAAUAAUGCACCCUGAGCUUUGCCAGAAGAUGGUGCUGACCUCCUGGUUGGGUGGUCUUGGAAGUGCCUUAAUUCUUUGCUCUUUGACUAUGAAGUUGCCAAGAUGUGGACACCGGGAAGUAGAUAAUUUUUUCUGUGAAAUGCCAGCAUUGAUCAAGAUGGCUUGUGUCUAUUCAAAAGUAAUUGAGAUUGUUGUCUUUGCUCUUGGAGUAGUAUUUCUUCUAGUACCUCUAUCAUUAAUUCUCUUUUCAUAUGGAGUUAUCACUCGAGCUGUGAUAAGGAUCAGAUUAGCAGGAAGGUGGAAAAAGGUCCUAAAUACAUGUGGUUCCCACCUCACAGUAGUAACUCUUUUUUAUGGAACAAUCAUUUAUAUGUACAUGAAGCCACAGAAUACCACAUCCCAAGAGCAAGGAAAGUUCUUUACUCUCUUUUACACAAUUGUCACACCCAGCCUUAACCCCCUAAUCUACACUUUAAGAAACAAAGAUGUGAAGAGUGCAGUGAAGCGAAUACUAGUGAUAGAUAAAUGUUCAGCAAAAGCAUGA